GUCAUCUGCAUGCUAUAAAUGCAACCUCAAAUUGGAGCCACAUUAGUUUAAUGAACCAAACCACAUUAAUCUCGAAUUGUUCCGUAUAACGUGCAGUAUCUUGAGGCAAAGUUGCACUUAACUUGCUCAGCAAUCAAUCAUAUGAAAACGUAUUAUCUUUUCUGCUCUGUUCUCGCCUUUUUCUGUGUACCAAAGCAGCUACUUUAAGAUCUUAAGAUCUACGCUUUUUUAUGAAGAAGUCGUCAAAGACACCUUUCAGCUUCAUAAAUUAAAACCGCUCAUUAACUAAUAAGAUAGGAUCCAUUGUAUUCUUCAUCAUUUCAUAGGGAUAUUAGUGUUAUUACCACCAUGGCUAUUAGCAAACCACGUUUAGAUAUAUGCAGCAGUUCCCAAAAACAUAAUAAUAGACAUCGUUGGCUACAGUCUUAUAUUCUCUCCAUCUUCAUCCUCUUCACCAUUAUCACCCUCUUCUUUCUCCUCCACACACCCUUCUACUCCCUUCAAACUCCACCACCACCAUUAUCAUGGAGUGUAAUGCACCAGUUGCAAAGUUAUUCCAUCUUCAACACCACUUCCUCCACAACCACCAUCAAAUCUAUGGUCCACAAGCUUCGUACUUCAGUCACGUUUCUUCCACUCAAGGAUCUUCGUUUCUCCAAUGCAGCACUUGUAGGCCACACAUGGUUCAUGAGCUCCAUGUAUGAUACUCACCAAGAAGGUGAAGUCCAAUACCAAAAGUUCCCAUCAGAAUCAUCACAUGGUAGGGUUCUAUGCCUGAAAGGACGUGACACCCAUGAUGGUUCCUGGAACUACUAUGCUCUGGCAUGGCCUGAAGCUUUGCCUUACAACACCACGUUCAUGAAAGGUUUAACCUUUGUGUCAUAUAAUCAUUACAACUAUGAUAACUUGUGGCAUGGUUUAACUGCUAUGCUCCCAUUUGUGGCUUGGCACAAGAUGAAUAAUUGUUCAAGAUUUCCAUCAAGGUGGGUUUUGUAUCAUAGGGGUGAGUUAAGGGUCAACAUGGGCCUAUGGGUAGGGACCAUGAUGGAGGCUACAUUUGAUGGGACUCAAAAGAUUGAAAGAUUUGAUGGGCCUGGGACUGGGCCUGUUUGUUUUGAGGAGGCUGUGGUUAUGAGGCACAAUGAGGGUGGCAUGUCAAGGGAGAGGAGAAUGGAGGUUUAUGAUUUGAUGAGGUGUAAGGCUAGGAUUUAUUGUAACAUGAGCAGCCUCAAUGAUAGAACAAGUGUUGAACUCAAUGAUAUUGGAAUGACAUUGUUUUUGAGGACAGGACCAAGAUCUUUUAAGAAUGAUUCUGUUCAUGUUCAAGUGUUUUUAUUCACCCCUAAUUGUGCUUUGUCCCUUGCCUUAGGAGGAGAAAGAGACAAUAGAAGGAUCAAUUAUGACAUUUCUCACAGUAAGCUAUUUCUGCCUCUAUCAUCUUUUAAAUAA
Arachis duranensis is the source of this 1449-nucleotide messenger RNA. RefSeq lists its product as uncharacterized. The record is from RefSeq and is a predicted model, not a curated record. NCBI's taxonomy places the organism in Eukaryota, Viridiplantae, Streptophyta, Magnoliopsida, Fabales, Fabaceae. The coding region runs from base 349 to 1449 and encodes 366 amino acids. The transcript is spliced from 2 exons.